Closterium sp. NIES-65 is the source of this 1899-nucleotide messenger RNA. The record is from the annotation of a GenBank genome assembly. Lineage: Eukaryota; Viridiplantae; Streptophyta; Zygnematophyceae; Desmidiales; Closteriaceae.
AUGGAAUCCGGGAGAAGGGGAUGGAAUCUGGGAGAAGGGGAUGGAAUUUGGGAGAAGGGGAUGGAAUCUGGGAGAAGGGGAUGGAAUCUGGAAGAAGGGGAUGGAAUCCGGGAGGAAGGGAUGGAAUCUGGGAGAAGGGGAUGGAAUAUGGGAGAAGGGGAUGGAAUCUGGGAGAAAGGGAUGGAAUCUGGGAGAAGGGGAUCGAAUCAGGAGAAGGGGAUGGAAUCUGGAGAAGGGGAUGGAAUUGGGAGAAGGGGAUGGAUCGUGGAGAAGGGGAUGGAAUCUGAAGAAGGGGGAUGGAAUCUGGAGAAGGAGAUGGAUGAUGAUGGAGAAGGGGAUGGAAUCUGGGAGAAGGGGAUGGAAUCUGGGAGAAGGGGUGCUGGAAUUUGGAGAAGGGAUGGAAUCGGGGAGAAGGGGAUGGAAUCUGGAAGAAGGGGGUUGAAUCUGGGAGAAGGAGAUGGAAUGAGGGAGAAGGGGAUGGAAUCUGGAGGAGGGGAUGGAAUCUGGGAGAAGGGGAUGGAAUCUGGGAGAAGGGGAUGGAAUUUGAGAGAAGGGGAUGGAAUCUGGGAGAAGGGGAUGGAAUCUGGAAGAAGGGGGUGGAAUCUGGGAGAAGGAGAUGGAAUAAGGGAGAAGGGGAUGGAAUCUUGGAGAAGGGGAUGGAAUCUGGGAGAAGGGGAUGGAAUCUGGGAGAAGGGGAUGGAAUCUGGGAGAAGCGGAUCAAAUCAGAGAGAAGGGGAUGGAAUCUGGGAGAAGGGGAUUCAAUCUGGGAGAAGGGGAUGGAAUCUGGGAGAAGGGGAUGGAAUCUGGGAGAAGGGGAUGGAAUCUGGGAGAAGGGGAUGGAAUUUGGGAGAAGGGGAUGGAAUCUGGGAGAAGGGGAUGGAAUCUAGAAGAAGGGGAUGGAAUCCGGGGGGAAGGGAUGGAAUCUGGGAGAAGGGGAUGGAAUAUGGGAGAAGGGGAUGGAAUCUGGGAGAAGGGGAUGGAAUCUGGGAGAAGGGGAUCGAAUCAGAGAGAAGGGGUUGGAAUCUGGGAGAAGGGGAUGGAAUCAGAGAGAAGGGGAUGGAAUCUGGGAGAAGGGGAUGGAAUUUGGGAUGGAAUCUGGAAGAAAGGGAAGGAAUCCGGAAGGAAGGGAUGGAAUCUCGGAGAAGGGGAUGGAAUAUGGGAGAAGGGGAUGGAAUCUGGGAGAAGGGGAUGGAAUCUGGGAGAAGGGGAUCGAAUCAGGGAGAAGGGGAUGGAAUCUGGGAGAAGGGGAUGGAAUUUGGGAGAAGGGGAUGGAAUCGUGGAGAAGGGGAUGGAAUCUGGAAGAAGGGGGUGGAAUCUGGGAGAAGGAGAUGGAAUGAGGGAGAAGGGGAUGGAAUCUGGGAGAAGGGGAUGGAAUCUGGGAGAAGGGGAUGGAAUUUGGGAGAAGGGGAUGGAAUCGGGGGGAAGGGGAUGGAAUCUGGAAGAAGGGGGUUGAAUCUGGGAGAAGGAGAUGGAAUGAGGGAGAAGGGGAUGGAAUCUGGGAGGAGGGGAUGGAAUCUGGGAGAAGGGGAUGGAAUCUGGGAGAAGGGGAUGGAAUUUGAGAGAAGGGGAUGGAAUCUGGGAGAAGGGGAUGGAAUCUGGAAGAAGGGGGUGGAAUCUGGGAGAAGGAGAUGGAAUAAGGGAGAAGGGGAUGGAAUCUUGGAGAAGGGGAUGGAAUCUGGGAGAAGGGGAUGGAAUCUGGGAGAAGGGGAUGGAAUCUGGGAGAAGCGGAUCAAAUCAGAGAGAAGGGGAUGGAAUCUGGGAGAAGGGGAUUCAAUCUGGGAGAAGGGGAUGGAAUCUGGGAGAAGGGGAUGGAAUCUGGGAGAAGGGGAUGGAAUCUGGGAGAAGGGGAUGGAAUUUGGGAGAAGGGGAUGGAAUCUGGGAGAAGGGGAUGGAAUCUAG